AAGUGCAAGCAUGGCAUCCAUGGAAGAAAACUUUCCUCGAGGGGGCAUCCAGAAAAAACCCACAGAGGGAAAAACACUCAACACAAAGUUAGAGCGGGACAAUUUGUUCGAUGUUCGCCAUGAAGAAAAGUCCCAGAAAAGAAAAAGGAGCCAAAAGGAUCAAGGAAAGAAAAAAAAGUUCAAAGCAGACAACAUAGCUGCUGCUAAAGAAAGUUUUGUGACUAUUGAGCCAUUGAUGAUUGAGGCACUCUGUGAGGGGAUGCUGCUCCUUGGCUGUAUAAAAGAGGUCAGUGACUACGAGCUAGUUGUAAGUUUGCCCAAUGGACUUUCAGGAUUUGUGCCGGUCACACAGAUCAGUGAUGCCUACAACAAAUUGCUGAGCAAGCAGGUGGCCCAAGGAGAACUUCUGGAGGACUUGAAUUCGCUCGUGGACUUGUAUUCUCCAGGGACACUGGUCAGGUGUAUUGUGACCACUAUUGAGAAGAGUGCUGAUGGACGUCGGAGUGUCAAAUUAUCGAUUGACCCCAAGAAGGUCAAUAAGGGACUGAAUGCUUCAGCACUAGCAUCAGGCAUGCUGCUCUCUGGCGUCGUGUCUAGUGUGGAAGACCACGGCUACCUCAUUGAUAUUGGAGUCAGUGGGACUAAUGCUUUCCUGCCUCGUCAGAAAGCCCAAAAUUACAUCAAAACAGUCAAGAGAGGGUCUGACUUGAAAAUAGGCCAGAAUCUGAACUGUGUUGUUGUGGAAGUAAAGAACGAGGGAAGAGUGGUCCUUUUGUCCAUUGACCGAUCAGAGGUUGCUUCAUCCCUUGCAACAGAGAGACAGAACUGGUCACUCUCAAACUUAUUGCCAGGGCUGGUGGUGAAAGCUCGAGUGCAGAAGGUGGCCCCCCUUGGGAUCAAGCUGAGCUUUCUGUCUUUCUUCACUGGCAUUGUGGAUUUCAUGCACAUGGACCCAGAGAAAUCCACGAGCUAUUCUCCAAAUCAAGUGGUGAAAGCCUGCAUCAUCUCUAUCAACCCCACAUCCAAGGUGGUGCGGCUCACUCUGCGGCAGGCCUUCCUCCACCCUGGGGGAUCCCCAGACCAGGUCUCCAAUGAUCGCAUAGGGGCAGUGGUGGAGGAGUCGACAGUGAAAGCUUUCUACAAGCAGUUUGGUGCAGUCUUUGAGCUUGAUGAUGGCACUCUUGCAUUUGCACGGUUGAAACAUCUUUCAAAAACCAGAAAAUCAUUUAAACCUGGAGCAUUUAAAGCAGGAUGCAAACAUAAAUGUCGAAUCAUUGACUACAGCCUGAUGGAUGAGAUGUGUAUUGUAUCUCUGAAGUAUCAGAUUAUUGAAGCCCGGUUUCUGCAGUACCAAGAUAUCCACACAGGGGAUGUGGUGCAGGGUAAAGUGUUUGCUCUGAAACCUAUUGGGAUGCAGGUGAAAGUGACUGAUGCGAUUAAAGGGCUUGUGCCAUCUAUGCAUCUUGCUGAUGUGAUCCUCAAACAGCCUGAAAAGAAGUAUAACAUAGGAGAUCAAGUCAGGUGUCGGGUGCUGGAGUGCAAUCCUGCAGGAAAGAAGCUGAUCCUUACUUUAAAGAAAAAUCUUGUUCAAUCGAAACUUCCAGUCCUCUCCAAUUAUGAAGAUGCAAAACCAGGUCUGAUCACACAUGGCUUUGUGGUGUGUGCAAGGGAAUUUGGCUGCAUUGUGAAGUUCUACAAUGAUGUCAAAGGUCUGGUACCCAAGAAUGAGCUGAGCUCAGAACCCAUAUCUUGUCCCGAUAAAGUCUUCCAUGAAGGACAGGUUGUUAAAGUAAUGGUCUUAAAAUGUGAGCCCCAGCAGGAAAGACUCUUGUUGUCCUUCAGGUUAUCAAGCAAACCAGCCCUGGACAGCAAAAAGGAAUGUACUCCAAAGAAGAAACAGGAAGUGAAAUAUCAAAUAGGAGAGAUGGUUGAUGUAAAAGUCUUGAAGAAGAAAGAUAAUGGGCUAGAGGUUUCUGUCUUGGAAGAUGAAGGCAAUGUGAUAGCCUCAAUUCCCACAGUGCACCUCUCUGACUUUGUUGCUACCUGCAAGCUCCUGUGGCAUUGUCUUCAAGAGGGAGAUGUCCUGCCCAGAGUUAUGUGCCUAAGUGACAACGGAGAGCGUAUUAUCUUGAGCAGAAAGUCUGCAGUGAUUUCUGCAGUACAGGAGGAGCAGGUUGUGAGAAGUUUCUCUGAAAUCCAGCCUGGGAUGCUGUUGACUGGUUACGUGAGGAAUGUUAUGCCUUUUGGAGUGUUUGUGGAGUUCCCUUUUGGUGUGACAGGACUGGCACCCAAAGUGAGCAUGAGUGACAAGUUUGUGACGGACACCAAGGACCACUUUGUGGUGGGACAGACUGUGAUUGCGAAGGUGAUGAGCAUUGAUGAGGAGAAGCAGCGCGUGCUCCUCAAUCUGAAGGUGUCAGAAUGCAGCUCAGGCGAUUCUGCUGCAGAGAGCUUUGCCCUACUGAAUCAGUAUUUCAAGGAGAUGAAAGAAAUCAGGAAUUUGUUGAGAAGAAGAGGGGAGUCCAGCAUGACUCAAGGCCUUUGUGAGUUGGUGCCUGGGAAGGAGCUGCAGCUGGUUGUGCAGGAUGUGAAGGAGGAUGGCUCAGCACUGUUCAGUGGCAGCUGUGUUACAGGCUUGACUGUAACAGCCACUCGCUACCAUUUGGGAGACAAAAAAAUUAUUCCUGGUGAGAAAACCAAGGCUCUGGUUCUUCAUGUGGAUGCCCUCUCAUCCAAGGUCUAUGUUUCUCUUCGGGAAGAACUGUUAAAACGAAGAGCCAAGCAACGGCUCACAGAGAACUCCCAGCACUAUGCCAUCGUGCAGCACAUAGCAGAAGAGUUUGCUGUUGUAUCUUUGGAAACAGGCCAGCUGGCAGCUAUCCCCAUAGCAUCUCACUUCAAUGAUACCUUCCGCUUUGACUCAGAAAAACUGAAGGUGGGACAAACGAUCUCUGCAACCUUAAAAGCAGUGAAGGAGAAUGACCACGGACUCCUAUUAGCAGUACAAGGCUCAGCAAAGAAUAAUGUUUUUGUAAGGGUCCGGAAUGAAUCUGAGACAGCAUUAGAAGAGGUGCUUGCUGCUGUGAAACACUCGCUUUCCCUGGGGGAUGUUGUUACUGGUACUGUUAAAUCUGUCAAACCAACCCAUGUCACAGUUGCUAUUGAUGACAAGCUGACAGGUUCAAUCCAUGCAUCCCGGAUUCUGGAUGAAGUUCCCAUAGGCUCUUUUCCAACGUUUACUCUGAAAGCUGGACAGAAGGUGACUGCUCGAGUCGUUGGAGGCAGAGAUGUGAAUACUCACAGAUACCUGCCUAUCACCCAUCCACACUUCACACGGUCCAUUCCAGAGCUCAGCAUUCGACCAAGUGAAAUAGAAGGGGAAGUCACAGCAGUGCUGAGCCGUAAAGAAGACAGUGCCACCAAGAAACUUGGACUAUACAGUGUUGGACAGACAAUCACCUGCUUUGUGAAAAAGUAUAACAUCCUUAAGAAUUGGCUGGAGGUAGAAGUUGCCCCUGACAUUCGAGGAAGAGUUCCUCAUCUGCUGCUGUCUCUGAACACCAAGGUCUUGAAACAUCCAGAAAAGAGCUUCAAAAAUGGCCAGGCAAUAUCGGCUACAGUGACUGGAACAGGUGUCACCGAAACAAACCUCUACUUGUCACUCACAGGAAUUCAGUCACUGGAGCAGGGCACCAUCACUGUGGGCAUGGUAACAAAGGUGACUCCACACAUUGGUUUGACCAUUACGCUGCCAGGUGGGAAGAGAGGCAAAGUCAGCAUCUUUCACCUGAGUGAUACAUACACGGAGGACCCUCUGGGUGACUUCAAAGCUGGCAAGAUUGUCAGGUGUUACAUCAUCUCCAAUGAGAACGGCAAAAUCCAGUUAUCUCUCCGCCAAUCCCGGCUAAACCCAAAAAGCAAAAGCAAAGUGGAGGAUGUUGAAAUAACAUGUAUUAAAGAUGUUAAAAAAGGCCAGCUAGUGAGAGGCUAUGUCAAAUCAGUCACUUCAUCAGGUGUAUUCUUUGGCUUGUCGCCUUCUCUUCUGGGCCGAAUACUGUUCCAGAAUGUCUCCCCUUACUUUGUACAGAAACACUCCCUAUAUGAAAAAUACCUGCCUGAAGGAAAGCUGCUCACUGCCAAGGUGCUUGGUGUAAAUGCUAAAGAAAAACAUAUUGAGCUUUCUCUCCUACCUGAGGACACUGGGAUGCCAAGCAUCUUGCCUGAAUCCCUGGGCCUACCACGAUAUGAUGCAAAAGAAGAGAAAAGACAGGCAGAUGAUAGGGAGAAGAGAGAACAGUUUAAGGUGAAGACAAAACGGAGAAUAAGAAGCUCUGAAAGUGAGCAGGAGGCAAAGCCAAAAAAAAGGAAGAUCUGCCCCACAGAUGAAAAUGACAGUGGAAUUGAGGUAUAUUACCGGGAGGAGGAGGAGGAUGACCAGGAGGAAGAGGCAGAUAAAAAGAAAUCUAAGAUAAGAAAACCUGGUGAAGCUCCCAGGCUGCAGGUUUCUGUGGGGUUCACCUGGGAUGAGGAUAUGAAUGCCAUGGAUAUACCUGUGCUGAAUCAGAAGGAAGAGAGCUCAGAGAGCGAGGAGGAGGAGGAUCUGCACUCAAAGCUGAAAAAACAAACAAAGAAGGAGAAGGAGCUAGAGAAGCAGAAGAAGGAGAAGGAGCUGUGCAAAUUAGAGGCAGCUCUGAUGGACCCCAGUCGACAGCCCCAGUCAGCAGAUGACUUUGACCGCCUGGUGCUGAGCAGUCCCAACAGCUCCAUUCUCUGGCUACAGUACAUGGCUUUCCACCUCCAGGCUACUGAGAUUGAGAAGGCCAGAGCUGUGGCAGAGAGAGCGCUUAAAACAAUCAGCUUCAGGGAAGAACAGGAGAAGCUGAAUGUCUGGGUAGCUUUGCUGAACUUGGAGAACAUGUAUGGUACUGAGGAGACACUGAUGAAGGUCUUUGAGAGAGCCAUUCAAUACAACGAACCUCUGAAAGUCUUCCAGCAUUUGUGUGACAUAUAUGCCAGUUCAGAGAAGUACAAGCAAGCAGAAGAAUUGUACCACACCAUGCUGAAGCGUUUCCGUCAGGAGAAGUCUGUGUGGCUGAAAUAUGCCUCUUUCCUCCUGAGGCAAGGCCAGACUGAGGCUACACACAGGCUUUUGGAUCGUGCUCUCAAGGCUUUGCCCACCAAAGAACAUGUGGAUGUCAUUUCAAGGUUUGCACAGCUGGAGUUCCGUUCUGGGGACUCAGAACAUGCCAAGGCUCUCUUUGAGAGCACCCUCAGCAGCUAUCCCAAGCGAACAGACAUCUGGUCCAUCUACAUAGACAUCAUGAUCAAACAUGGCAGCCAGAAGGAAGUACGGGACAUCUUUGAGAGGGUUGUACACCUGAGCUUGGCACCAAAGAAGAUGAAAUUCCUCUUUAAACGUUACCUGGAUUAUGAGAAGAAAUUUGGUACAACAGAAAGUGUCCUGGCUGUUAAAAGAGCAGCACUUGAGUAUGUGGAGACCAAGAGUUCCCUUGCUGACAUCUGAUUCAAGUAAAAGCAGAGAGACUCAGCUCUAAAUGCAGUGUGGAAACUGAGACGUGGAAUUCUGCCAUGAGUGUCCAUGGACAGUGAGUUGCUGGAGAGUAUUGGUCUAUGACCAAACCAAACUGCAAAGAGCAAACUAAGGAAUAGAUUUGAUAAAUGUUUGCAGCUUUGUCCAGAUGUUACAAAUAAUCCUGGUCUGUUGAUGACUUUGAAGACAUGUUUUUUAAAUAUAGGCUGUUUUAUAACCAAUACAAA
This is a messenger RNA of Pezoporus occidentalis (night parrot), 5778 nucleotides long. RefSeq names its product programmed cell death 11 (gene PDCD11). Gene Ontology annotation, molecular function: protein binding; RNA binding. Lineage: Eukaryota; Metazoa; Chordata; Aves; Psittaciformes; Psittacidae. The transcript is spliced from 35 exons. The record is from RefSeq and is a predicted model, not a curated record. Gene Ontology annotation, cellular component: nucleus; nucleolus; small-subunit processome. Gene Ontology annotation, biological process: rRNA processing. The coding region runs from base 11 to 5524 and encodes 1837 amino acids.